Messenger RNA from Drosophila hydei, 3210 nucleotides. RefSeq names its product nuclear export mediator factor NEMF homolog (gene Clbn). Gene Ontology annotation, molecular function: ribosomal large subunit binding; tRNA binding. Gene Ontology annotation, biological process: ribosome-associated ubiquitin-dependent protein catabolic process; rescue of stalled cytosolic ribosome. The record is from RefSeq and is a predicted model, not a curated record. Gene Ontology annotation, cellular component: RQC complex. Bases 99 to 3068 code for a protein of 989 amino acids. NCBI's taxonomy places the organism in Eukaryota, Metazoa, Arthropoda, Insecta, Diptera, Drosophilidae. The transcript is spliced from 6 exons.
GUGUGGUUAGUACACAGCUGGCUGUUUUUUUAAUUCAGUAAGAAUUGUGCAAAAUUAUACAGUUAAACUGACGACUGUGAUAAACAAUAUAAUCAAAAAUGAAAACACGGUUUAGUUCUUAUGAUAUUAUAUGUGGAGUCGCGGAACUUCAAAGGUUAAUCGGUUUACGUGUAAACCAGGUAUAUGAUAUUGAUAAUAAGACUUAUCUUUUCCGGCUUCAUGGAGGCGGAGCGUCGGAGAAGAUUACGUUGUUGAUUGAAUCUGGUACUCGGUUUCACACGACUGCUUUUGAAUGGCCAAAAAAUGUGGCACCUUCGGGAUUCUGCAUGAAGUUCCGGAAACACUUAAAAAAUAAAAGACUUGAGCAUAUAAAUCAACUAGGUGCUGAUAGAAUAGUUGACUUUCAAUUUGGCACUGGUGAAGCUGCUUACCAUGUGUUUUUAGAGUUAUAUGAUCGUGGAAAUGUUAUUUUAACUGAUAAUGAGCAAACAAUAUUAUACAUAUUAAGACCUCACUCGGAAGGAGAAAGUAUAAGAUUUGCCGUGCGUGAAAAAUAUCCAAUCAAUCGAGCGAAAAAAGGAAAUUCUGAACUGCUGGAAGAAGAACUGCGUGAAAUAGUAGAACAUUCAACUGAAGGUGAAAGUUUGAAACGUAUAUUAAUGCCAAUUUUAGACUGUGGUCCAGCAGUAAUUGAGCAUGUUCUGAUUGAACAUGGGUUAGAAAAUCACUUCUUAAAAGGUUCUGUCGAUCAAGAGCAAGGACAAGCAGAAUCAAUAAAAAAACAAAAUAAAAGAAAAAACCGGAAAAAUCUGCAGGAAGCUCAAUCUGAUAUAAAAUUGUUUGAUUUAACGUCAGAUUUACCGGCACUUAUGCAGGCAAUCAAGAGCGCGAGGGAUAUAAUUUCAAUUGGACAGAAUGGAAGCUGCAAAGGAUUUAUAAUUCAAGUUAAAGAAGAAAAACCCACAAAUACUGAACAUACAGAACAUUUUUAUAGAAAUAUUGAGUUUCAUCCAUAUUUGUUUUCACAAUAUAAAGAACUGCCUUUUAAAGAAUAUGAAACAUUCAUGGAGGCAGUUGAUGAGUUUUUUUCAUCUCAAGAAUCACAAAAAAUUGAUAUGAAAACAUUACAACAAGAAAGAGAAGCCCUUAAAAAGCUUUCCAAUGUCAAAAAAGAUCACACAAAGCGUCUGGAGGAACUUAACAAAGUGCAAGAUGAUGAUAAGAAAAAAGCGGAAUUAAUAACAUGCAAUCAGAGUUUAGUUGAUAAAGCUAUUUUGGCAAUUCAGUCAGCCAUAGCCAGUCAGUUGUCGUGGCCAGACAUACAAGAGCUUGUAAAAGAAGCCCAAGCCAAUGGUGAUAUUGUUGCAAGUUCGAUAAAACAAUUAAAGUUAGAAAUCAACCACAUAUCAUUAUUACUUACCGAUCCAUAUAACAACGGAAGCGAAUAUACAAGUGAUGAUAAUAAUGCUGAGAACAAUGAUUCAUUUAUAGUAGACAUUGAUUUGGCCCUAUCCGCUUGGGCCAAUGCUCGCCGAUAUUACGAUUUGAAGCGGUCAGCUGCUCUAAAAGAGCAAAAAACGAUUGAUGCUUCACAGAAAGCUCUAAAGUCAGCCGAGCGCAAGACGCAGCAAACUCUAAAAGAAGUACGCACUAUAUCUAAUAUAGCUAAAGCAAGAAAAAUAUUUUGGUUUGAAAAGUUUUUUUGGUUUGUUAGUUCCGAGAACUACUUAGUAAUUGGAGGAAGAGAUGCCCAGCAAAAUGAACUUAUUGUUAAAAGGUACAUGCGGUCAAAAGAUAUAUAUGUUCAUGCGGAUAUUCAAGGUGCAUCAAGUGUUAUAAUUCGUAACGCAACUGGGGAAGAAAUUCCACCCAAAACAUUAUUAGAAGCUGGUACUAUGGCCAUUUCAUACAGCGUGGCGUGGGAUGCAAAAGUUGUAACAAAUGCAUACUGGGUUUAUAGCAAUCAAGUUAGUAAAACGGCUCCAACAGGAGAAUAUUUGGGAACAGGUAGUUUUAUGAUUCGUGGAAAAAAAAAUUUUUUGCCAUCUUGUCAUCUUAUUAUGGGCCUGAGCCUACUUUUUAAACUUGAGGAUGGCUUCGUACAACGUCAUGUAGGAGAACGGAAAAUUCGAGCUACAGAAGAUAUCAUAGAUGUUGAUAAAAUUGAACAGCCAGAAAUUACGUCUACAGAUUUAAUUGAAUUAAAUGAGGGUUGUGAUGCAAGUACUGAAUACGCAAAUAAUUCUUUUCCAAACACAGAAGUAAAGAUUGAACAUGAUACGGGCAAAAUAACUGUUAAAACUGAUUUAUUUGUUGAAACUGAUAAAUCGAGCACUGUCGACCAACGAAGCCAAGACCUAACAAAUGAUGAAGAUGCAGUCAUUAUAAAACCAGGUCCAUCCCGAAAGAAGAAUCAAUCGACAAAAAAACGAAGGGAAUGCAAAGAACGGUCAGAAAAAACAAGUAUUGAGAUGCUUCGCAUUACCGCGCCAGAAAUGGAAACGAAUUCUGCUAAAGUUAAACGUGGCCAAAAAGGAAAGCUGAAAAAAAUGAAACUGAAAUAUAAAGAUCAAGACGAUGAGGAACGUAAAAUUAGGAUGAUGAUCCUAAAGUCAUCUGGAAAGGACAAACUACUAACUAAUUCUGACACAGAAGAGGCAAAACCUAGUACUUUAAAAAAAAAUACUCCAGCGAAAGCAUUAGAAACCGUUAUCGACAAAAAUCAAAUUGAAAUUGAAGAUAACGACGAGAGUCCUGUGACUGUGGACACCGAUUUGCUAGAUAGCCUUACUGGUGUGCCAUUUGAUGAUGAUGAGUUGUUAUUUGCUAUACCAGUUGUGGCUCCGUAUCAAGCAUUGCAACAAUAUAAGUUCAAAGUAAAGCUUACACCUGGUACUGGAAAACGUGGAAAAGCAUCUAAAUUGGCACUAAGUAUUUUUUCAAAAGAAAAAGCCUGUAAUAAUCGUGAAAGAGAUUUACUGAAAAGUAUAAAAGAAGAAUCACUUGCACGGAACAUUCCAGGAAAAGUGAAAAUUUCGGCACCUCAGUUACAAAAGUUACGAAAAUAAAUGCUUUUGAAGUCGUACAUAAUUUGAAAUUAUAUAAAAAGUUAUUUCUAUAAUUAAAACAAAUAAAACAAGUAAGAAAGCUCUAGUUGGGGUACCCGACUAGGCAAUACCCUGAUCCCAGUCCUAUAUGCGUUUAUUAACA